Messenger RNA from Medioppia subpectinata, 1230 nucleotides. The record is from the annotation of a GenBank genome assembly. Lineage: Eukaryota; Metazoa; Arthropoda; Arachnida; Sarcoptiformes; Oppiidae.
GACCGACGAUUUGGACCAAAAGGAUCUGAUUGGCUGCCACCACUGAUCGCAUCCCAAGACAUCGCUGACACCCCUUAUCUGUCCUCCAAGUCGUUCAUCGAAAUCACAGACAAUAUAAUCGUUGAGCCGACCGACGAUUUGGACCAAAAGGAUCUGAUUGGCUGCCAAUUGGGAUGUGAUUGUGUUGAAGACAAUCGGCGGCCAAAGAGUUGGUGUGAAUGCAGUCAUAAUAGAUGUGGUGUUGACUAUAAUUACGAUACAAACGGUUCACUCAUUGAUUGCUUGAAACCCAUCCACGAGUGCGGAGACAACUGCUUCUGCGGUCGCAAUCCACUGCUGAAGACUCGAUGCGGUAAUCGUUGGACACAGAGAGGGACCAAAUGUGUGACACAACUCUUCGCGGAUCCCCUGAAAGGCUAUUCCGUUCGUACCGUAAAUGAUGUGAAAUUCGGUCAAUUCGUUGUCGAAUAUUGCGGUGAAGUUAUCGACACAUUUGAGGCCAAAAAGAGGUUCCGUUUAUACGCCGAAGACUGCGAUCAACACAACUAUAUUCUCGUAUUUCGUGAACACUUUGGCAGCGAAUCCACGUUUGAGAUCAUAAUCGACGCCAAGUAUUACGGAAACGGCGCCCGAUUUGUGAACCAUAGCUGCGAACCCAAUCUCAUAGCACUUCCGGUGCGAAGCGAUUCGUUGCGCCCAAGGAUUUGCUUAUUCGCCGCCAAAGACAUUGUCGCCGGCACUGAGUUGUCCUAUAAUUACGGCUCCAGCGAUAGCCCACUUAGCGAUAAGAUCUGUUAUUGCGGUUCAGAUUAUUGCAGGGUUGAUUUGAAUCCAACGAAAAGAAUGGCCACAAAUGCCAAAGAAGACGUGGACGACGAGCUAUUAUCUCAGGCGACGUCUCAGGAUCUGAACGAAAGCCAGUCGUCGGACAAGAAGAAGCGGAUCUUCUCGAAGGAACUGCGGUGUAUGAUGUAUGGCUUCGGCGACGAUCACAACCCAUACACAGAGACUGUCGACAUGUUUGAGGAUCUGGUCAUUCAGUUCAUCACAGAUAUAGCGCUGCGAGCGAUGGAAAUGGGGAGACCCGGAAGGGUCGCCGUCGAGGAUAUCAUGCAUUUGGUCCAAAGGGAUGGCCGCAAGUUCUCCAGAGUUAAGGAUUUACUCACUAUGAAUGAAGAGCUUAAGAAAGCCAGGAAAGCGUUCGAUGAGGUGAAGUACGUCCAGUCGGCC